UAUCUUUUUAAGUCAACGAUACUUUUUAACUAUGGCCACACCCGAGACAUAUAAUGGAUCAUUACCCAAUAAUAAUACUAAUGUAUUAACAUUUUCUAAUGGAAAUAGAACGAUUCCUUUAGUAAUUAUUGGAGGAAUUGCGAUUGGAUCAAUGUUGGUUCAUUUAUUUAUCACAUUUAUACUCAAGCAAAUUGCAAAGAAAACGGGAUGGGCAUUUGAUAAAGAAGUAGUAAAACAUUGUGCACUGCCAUCAUUUUUUAUAUUUCCAUUAAUAUCAGUAUUAGUAACAUUAUCGUUUAUACCAGAUAUAGAUAUAGCGAUAAUGGACCCAAUAAGACACGCAUUUGAAAUAUUAUUAAUAAUAUUUACAUCAUGGUCAGCGGUAGGAUUCACUAAAGCAGCUUCAGUAGCGAUAUCACAAAAUAAUGAUUAUAUUAAAUCGACAAAUAGUUUACAAUCACGUAAAUUACAUACUCAAUUAAUAGUUGCAACAAGGAUAAUUUAUGGUAUGAUAUUUUGGGUAGCUGCGGCCGCAAUUCUUUUAACAUUUCCCAGAGCAUGGGAAAUUGGAGUGAGCAUAUUAGCAAGUGCAAGCGUAGCGGCACUAUUAGUUGGUUUUGCUGCUAAACCUUCGAUGGAAAAUUUAAUUGCUUCUUUACAAAUUGCUUUAACACAACCUCUCUUGCUUGAUGAUUAUAUUGUGAUUGAUGGUUAUCAAGGUGUUGUAGAAGAAAUUGAAGCUCAAUUUAUUGUAGUUAGAACAUAUGAUCAACGACGUAUCAUAAUUCCUUUAUCUCGUAUUAUUAAUGGUACAUUUGAAAAUUGGACAAAAACUGAAGAGAAUAUAGGAAUUUAUUUUGAUUUUUUUGUCGAUUUUGGUGUACCCUUGGAAGAUCUAAAACAAUAUUUCAUGAAUAGUAUUUUAAAAAAAUCUAAAAAUUGGGAUCACCGUAAUGGUAGUUUAUCUAUUGAAGAAUGUAAAGAGGAUUGUUUAAAAUUAAGAGCUUUUAUGACUGCUUCGAAUGUUAAAUUAGCUCAUGAAUUAAAAAAUGAAGUUUGUGAAAAAUUGAUGGAUUAUGUUAUUACAACACUUCCAGAAUAUUUACCGCGUUCACGUGGACAAACGGUAGAGAAACGUAGCGGUAUAGAUAGUAUGGGAAGGAUAGUUACAAAAAUGGAGGAAGCAAGUUUAGAGAAUAAUAUUAACGAAAAGAAACAUCAUAUUUUUCAAGAAAAAGAAUAAUUAUUAUUUAAUCCACAAUUUAAAAUGGCGGAAUGGGACGGAUGGUUUUAUCAAAUAAUAACAUCACUGAUUUUUUUAUUUAUAUAAUAGUUUAUUAAUUAAUUUAAUUUAUUCAUCUCAUCCAUUGUAAAUUUU
Messenger RNA from Rhizophagus irregularis DAOM 181602=DAOM 197198, 1378 nucleotides. RefSeq lists its product as uncharacterized. NCBI's taxonomy places the organism in Eukaryota, Fungi, Glomeromycota, Glomeromycetes, Glomerales, Glomeraceae. Gene Ontology annotation, molecular function: mechanosensitive monoatomic ion channel activity. Gene Ontology annotation, cellular component: membrane. The record is from RefSeq and is a predicted model, not a curated record. Gene Ontology annotation, biological process: transmembrane transport.